Racocetra persica is the source of this 266-nucleotide messenger RNA. The record is from the annotation of a GenBank genome assembly. NCBI's taxonomy places the organism in Eukaryota, Fungi, Glomeromycota, Glomeromycetes, Diversisporales, Gigasporaceae.
UACAAGAAUAUACUUCAAGAUUCAGAAACAUAUUUGAACAAGUAGAAAGUAUAGAUGAAGCCAACAAGAGCCUUUAUUUUACAAAAAGAUUAAAACCAGCCACCAAGACAAAAGUUAAUUACCGGUUACCUGAUAAUCUAGAAGAUAUGAUUUGCUUGGCAACAAUAUAUGAUACUGUGAUGUAUAGCGUUGAAGAAGCAGGAUAUCAAGUUUCAGAUGAAUUCAAAAAUCAUAGUUCAAGAAUAAGUACUUCAGAGAACAUAGAG